CGCGUCAUGAAUGAAGUCACGUCCAAUGCGGAAGUGAAUGAUAAUCGAGCAUUCGCCCAACGAUUCUAACGAAACCGACUCGCUGUCCGCGUCCGAAGAGGAAUUUACAGAGCCCUCGUCAUGCUUGGUGGAGGGUUCAAGUCCGAGAGACUGCGUGUCAAUCUCAGGCUUGUCAUAAACCGCCUCAAACUUCUUGAGAAGAAGAAAACCGAAUUAGCUCAGAAGGCUCGCAAGGAAAUUGCAGACUACUUGUCAGCGGGCAAAGAUGAGCGAGCGAGGAUCCGGGUCGAGCACAUCAUCCGGGAGGAUUAUCUGGUGGAGGCCAUGGAGAUCCUGGAGUUAUACUGUGAUUUGCUGCUCACCAGAUUUGGGUUAAUACAGUCCAUGAAGGAACUGGACCCUGGUCUACAAGAAGCCGUUUCCACACUCAUCUGGGCGGCUCCUCGACUGCAGUCGGAAGUGGCGGAGCUGAAGAUUGUUUCAGAUCAGCUGUGUGCCAAAUACAGCAAAGAGUAUGGAAAGCUAUGUAGGACAAACCAGAUUGGAACAGUUAACGAUAGGCUCAUGCACAAACUGAGCGUGGAAGCCCCUCCCAAGAUCCUGGUGGAGCGUUACCUCAUUGAGAUCGCCAAAAACUACAACGUCCCCUAUGAACCGGAUGCCAUGGUUCGGCCAGAGGUGUGCCCGGGGGAAGAGGCCGAUCUGAUCGAUGUGAACAGUGACUUCAGAAAGCCAGGAGGAGGCGCUGGAGGAGGAGGAGGAGGAGGAGGGUUUACUGCUCCUGCUGUUGGCAUGCCCAUGCCCAUGCCGAUGCCAAUGCCCACAGCGUUCAACUACCCAACGCCCAAAGGAGCUGAGGCUUUUAAUGGUCCCGUUGGCACCUAUGAUGGCUUUAGCAACUUCCAGGCUCCAGCGAGAGGAGGGCUGCCUCCACAACUGCCCAGCUGCCCCCCCACCUAUGAGUCUAUCGAUGAUUUGUCAAUCAAACCCUUUGACUCUUCCCAGGUCAUCCCAGGCCCGACCCCGUCCGGUCAGGUCUACGACAACUCCAACCUUCCCGAACUCCCGUCUGUUCCCAACACACUCCCGGCCUCGUCCUUCGGAGCCAACGCGUCGGAAGACAUCGACUUCGACGACCUGUCACGCCGCUUCGAGGAGCUCAAGAAGAAGACCUAAACACUCGAUUACAAGUUUUCACACGGUGGAGGUGUAAUAUAAGAUUUCUUACCUAACACAAUGAAGGAUGGGAUGUCGCACACAAACGGACUAACAGAACGCAACCUUUUUAUGAGCACUUUGCUGACCCAUAAACUCAAGAAGUGUUAGCUCUAGUAAAUCACUGAGCAGGAAUAACCGGUUUCCAUUACGUUACAUGGGUUGCUAGUGCAUAUCAAUUGUUUUGCGAAGUGACUCAGCGUUUUGGUUAUUGACAGCCUCGCAGUUCAUCAAUCAUCUCUUUCUCCUGAAGUUAGUAGUUUAAUGCUGUUUAUCUGAGAGGUUACACAUGAUCUGAUCUCCAGUUGUGUGUCUCGAAUGUGUGUUUGCCUUAAUUUCCGUCUCUUAAACUGUGGCCUUGCCGUGCCACACCUCUCUCUCUCUCUCUCUCUCUCUCUCUCUGGGACACGCAACAGCAUUUAAUAAGUCAUUUACAUGCUCAUGCUUCUCUCUGGUGGGGGUUUCAUCACACAGGCGACACUCGAAAAAUGAGAAUAUCCUGCAAAGUUCAGGAAUUCAACUUAAAUAGACUCAUUAGCCUUUAUUUGUUGUAUUUUUGAUGAUUAGGGCUUAUGAACUCCUUUUCAUAAGUUGGGCUGCUGUAAUCCAUAAUCAUCAACAUUAUAACAAAUAAAGGCUUGAAAUAUCUCACUUUGCAUGUAAUGAGUCUAUUUAAGUUGAAUUCCUGAACUUUGCAGGAUAGUUUCACCUGUGUAUGAUUGACUUAUUUAUAAGAAUUGACCACAUCCGUGUCAAUGACUUAGGAUUGGAUUGGAUUGUGGUUUUAUAUCUGUAUGAUUGCUUUUCUCUUGAGUUUAUAACACUAAUUUGUCUUCAAAUCAUCUAAAUACAAUGUUUAGGGAUGAUAGAUGCUGAUUUUAACAUGCCGUGUAAUAAAGUAUAUUUGCUCGUAACCUUA
Molecule: messenger RNA, 2134 nt
Organism: Pimephales promelas (fathead minnow)
Lineage: Eukaryota; Metazoa; Chordata; Actinopteri; Cypriniformes; Leuciscidae
Gene: ist1
Product: IST1 factor associated with ESCRT-III
Biological process (GO): protein transport
Source: RefSeq, a predicted model, not a curated record